This is a messenger RNA of Diuraphis noxia (Russian wheat aphid), 1137 nucleotides long. RefSeq lists its product as uncharacterized. Gene Ontology annotation, biological process: protein dephosphorylation. The record is from RefSeq and is a predicted model, not a curated record. NCBI's taxonomy places the organism in Eukaryota, Metazoa, Arthropoda, Insecta, Hemiptera, Aphididae. Gene Ontology annotation, molecular function: protein serine/threonine phosphatase activity; cation binding.
CCUCUCACCCACAUACUAUUGCUAUCGUUGUUAUUAUUGUUAUACAAUACAACAGCGUCGUUCGUAUCCAUAUUUUUGAUGAUCAUGAGUACUUACCUCGACAAUCCGAUAACGGAGAAGGUCUCAGAAGACAUGGAAGACGACACGUUGGUGUGUGGGGUCAGCUCAAUGCAGGGUUGGCGUGUCAGACAAGAAGAUGCUCACUUCAGUCUGCUAGACUUUGACGAGAACAUGUCGCUUUUUGGUGUAUUUGAUGGACACGGCGGUGCUGAAGUUGCUCGGUUGGCGGUUGAAGUUUUGCCUGGUAUGAUAAAAAACCAAUCAUUUAAUGUCGGUGAUUAUGAAAAUGCUCUGAAAAACGCGUACCUGRAUUUCGAUCUAUACUUGCGCUCCAAAACUGCUUUAGAUAGAAUGAAAAUUCUUGCGGAACAAGACGAUCCAGUUAAUGCAGGUGACGCCAAUGCAGACGAAAAAAUUGACAACAAUGACGUCAAAGAUGAUAGCGACAUAUACAAAAUGUAUGGCUUUUAUAGUGGUUGCACAGCAGUCGUAGCGUUAUUAGUAGACAAGAAAAAGCUGUAUGUGGCUAACAUAGGAGACUCCAGGUGUGUCGUUGCUGUUCACGGCACCAAAGCCGUUGAUAUGUCAAAAGACCAUAAGCCUAGGGACAAAUCAGAGUUAUUAAGAAUUCAUGCAGCUGGAGCAAGAGUUACGUUCGACGGACGAAUCAAUCGCGAUCUUAAUUUAUCCCGAGCUUUCGGUGAUCACAUGUACAAACAGAAUACUUUUCUUUUGGAAACAGAACAAGUUAUUAUCGCUCUACCCGACGUACAGGCCAGAGUGUUAAACGCAGAAGACGGCGAUUUUAUUGUAUUGGGAUGUGAUGGCAUAUGGGAUUCAUUAAGUAGCCAGUCUACUGUAGAUUUGAUAUCAAAUCAUAUCCAUGAAUCCGGCAUAAAGUUAUCGUCAGUUUGUGAAAAAUUACUCAAUAAAUGUUUCUCAGCWGAACGCCGUUCAAAAGGAGUCGAUAACAUGACAUGUAUCAUUGUGAAAUUAAAACAUAAGAAACAAAAGUCAGACCAAAAGGAUGGUGAUGUAAUCGCCUGCAAGCUUAAAGAGCUCGAAUUGCAUUCAUGA